AUGCUAAAUUCAAAUUUCUUUUUUUGUUUUUGUUAUAUAUUUGUUUCUUUUUAUAUAAAAAAAUCCCAAAAUAAAAAUAAUUUAAAGUUAUAUAAAAACUUAAAUACUUUUGUAUUAACCAACAAUAGUAUUAAAAAAAAUAUAUAUUUUAAAAAAAGUUAUGGAUUUUGCACUAAUUAUUUAUAUUCCCAUUCUUUUUUAAAAAAAAAACAUACAUAUUUUGAAUUAAGCAAACAAUAUCACAUACUUUUCAAAAAAAAAAUGAAUCAGAAGGAUGAAGCAAUGAAAAAUGAAAAAGAUAAAACAGAAUUAAUAAAAGAUAUUUUUAAAAAAAAGGAAGUGAACUGUAAUAAUAAAGAAGAAAUAGAAUUAAAUGAAGAAAAAAUUCUUGAGAAUAAUAUAUUAAGUGAAAAAAAAAUAAAUGAAGAUUUAUUCAAAGGAAACUUCAAUAAAAACUUAUUAAAGGAAAAUUUAAAUGAUGAUAUUUCAAAAAAAAAUAUAGAAGAAGAAAAAUCAAAUGAAAAUGUGAAUAAAGAAAAUCAAAAAAUAAAAAAUAACGAAUCCAAUAAAGCAGCUAAUGGAAUAAGUAAAAUAUCAAAUAUUAAUAAUAAUAGAUGUAAUAAUUUAAAUAAUAAAAUUAAUUAUAACAAUGAAAUAAAAAGUAGUACAAAAAAUGCAGUAAAAUCUUUUAAAAAAGAAAAAAUAAAUGAUUUAUAUAGAAAAAAUAAGCAAACUUUUUCUUCAUUCAUUAUACCUCAAGAUAAAGAAAAUACACAAAACAAUGAUGAAAAAAAAAAAAAAAAUCCAUAUGAUACAUGUAAAGAAAGUAAGUUAAGUACUUUGAUAAAAAGAGUGAGAUGCUUAACCUCUUUUGAAAAUGUUAAAGAUUUAGAAAAUACUGAAGAAAAUAAUAAAAAAAAUAUUUUAUUAUUAUUAACUAGAGAUUUUAGAAUAAAUGACAACUGGGCUCUUAUAUAUGCUUAUGAAAUUGCAAAAAAAAAAAAAAACAAUUUAUUAGCUUGUACAUAUUUAAAUAGAAAAGAAGAAGUUCCUGAAAGAUAUAUAGACAUAAAAUUGAAAGUAUUAAAAAAUUUAGAAGAAAGUUUUAAAAAAGUAAAUAUUCCUUUCUAUCUUUUAACUAUAUUUAUGAUAGAUGAAUUUAUGGAAUUUCUAAGGAUUCAUGAAAUCAAUACUAUUGUUUGUGAUUUUCAUCCAUUAUCAGAGCAAAAAAUUUUUAUUGAAAACUUAGUGCAUUUAUCUAACAAAAAAAAAAUUAAAGUUUUUCAAGUAGACUCACAUAAUGUUGUUCCUCUAUGGGUAACAUCUAAAGUCGAAGAGCAUUCUGCUAGAACUAUAAGACCAAAAAUUAAAAUGCAUUUGCCUACAUUUCUAACAGAAUAUAUAAAAUUAGAAUCUUUUGAACAAAAUCUGAAGUAUCCAGAACCAUUUGAAAUUGAUGAUGUAUUUAAAAAGUUAACUGUAUACAAAUCUUGCCCUCUUCUAUCAAAUUUUGUAUGCACUGAAAAAAAAGCUCACGAAAUUUUAGAAAAUUUCUGUAAAAAAAAAUUAGAUAAAUUUAAUUUAAAGAGAAAUGAUCCCAAUGGCGACUCAAACAGCCAAUUGUCGCCCUAUUUAAAUUUUGGAAUUAUAUCUGCUCAAAGAUGUGUACUGGAAGUGAAUAAGUACGCUCACAGUAAUCCAUCCAUAAAUACAGUAAGUGGAAAAGAAUCUUUUAAUGAAGAAAUAAUAAUAAGAAAGGAGCUAGCUGAUAAUUUUUGUUAUUAUAAUAAAAAUUAUAAUAAUUAUAAUGGAGGAAAAAAUUGGGCUAAAGAAAGUUUAAAAAAGCAUGAUUCAGAUAAAAGAGAAUACUUAUAUGAGUAUGAUGAUUUUAAAAAUGCAAAAACUCAUAAUGACCUAUGGAAUUGUUGCCAACUACAAUUAAUUAAAGAAGGUAUCAUUCAUGGAUAUUUAAGAAUGUACUGGGCAAAAAAAAUAUUGAAUUGGUCAGAAAAUUCUAAGACCGCUUUAAAAUAUGCCAUUAAAAUAAAUGAUGAUUUUGCUAUUGAUGGAAAAAGUCCUAAUGGAUAUGUUGGGGUUAUGUGGUCUAUUAUGGGUGUGCAUGAUCAAGGUUGGAAUGAAAGAAGCAUUUUUGGAAAAAUUAGAUUUAUGAACUAUAAUGGAUGUAAAAGAAAAUUUGAUAUUAACAUGUACAUGUCAAAAUAUCCAAAAGGUAAAGAAAAUGCAUUAACUGUGCAGAAAAUACCAACCAUAACUUUUGUAAAUUAUUUAAAAAAAAGAAAAAAUAGUGCUAAUAUUAGCGAAGAAAAAAAAAAAAAAAAAGAGUAA
Messenger RNA from Plasmodium relictum, 2346 nucleotides. Its product is annotated as deoxyribodipyrimidine photo-lyase, putative. The transcript is spliced from 2 exons. Gene Ontology annotation, molecular function: deoxyribodipyrimidine photo-lyase activity. The coding region runs from base 1 to 2346 and encodes 781 amino acids. Gene Ontology annotation, biological process: photoreactive repair. Lineage: Eukaryota; Apicomplexa; Aconoidasida; Haemosporida; Plasmodiidae. The record is from RefSeq and is a predicted model, not a curated record.